Molecule: messenger RNA, 4530 nt
Organism: Gasterosteus aculeatus aculeatus (three-spined stickleback)
Lineage: Eukaryota; Metazoa; Chordata; Actinopteri; Perciformes; Gasterosteidae
Product: melanoma receptor tyrosine-protein kinase
Biological process (GO): protein phosphorylation; cell surface receptor protein tyrosine kinase signaling pathway; positive regulation of epithelial cell proliferation
Cellular component (GO): basal plasma membrane; signaling receptor complex; plasma membrane
Molecular function (GO): ATP binding; epidermal growth factor receptor activity; epidermal growth factor binding
Source: RefSeq, a predicted model, not a curated record
GUGAGUAUCACUAUGAGAACAUGGUGAGGAUGUAUGCAAACUGCUCCGUGGUCCUGGAGAACCUGGAGAUCACCUACACCCUGGAGCAUCAGGACCUGUCCUUCCUCCAGAUGUGAGCGGGGAGUCUUCUCAGAACUGUCUUUGUGUUGCCUUCGAGGUCGCUCUGACACUAGAGACUCGGCGACCUGCUGAUUAACUGCCCCGCCUUGGGGAGCUCUUGUUGUCAGAAAGAGAAUCGGAAGCCCAGAAGAUAAACAGGGAGCGAGUCAGAGUGCCUUCCAUCGUCAGCAGAGGGACUUCUAAACACUCCACAGCUGCAUGGCCCCUCCCCCGUGUGACUGUGUGUGUGGCGUGAGGUCGCCAAACAUCUGCACACAGCUUCCACUGGUCGAUCAUCACAGGCUCACAUGUUGAUAACGAUGCAACGACCAUCGAGGAAGUAGGAGGCUACGUUCUAAUCGCCAUGAACGAGGCCGCCGUCAUCCCGCUGGUCAACCUGAAGCUGAUCCGCGGCCAGAACCUCUACGAACACCAGUUCGCCCUGCUGGUCAUCUCCAACUACCAGCGGAACCAGUCGUCUGCAACGCUCAACUACACCAGCGGGCUGAGGCAGCUGCUGCUAAGCAACCUGACGGAAAUCCUGAAAGGAGGCGUGAAGAUGGCCUACAAUCCUCUGCUGUGCAACGCUGACACCAUCAAGUGGUGGGACAUCCUGGACGGAGACAACCGCUCCAGAGUGGUCAUCGAGACGGACGCCUUCACCCGAAGAUGUGAGAAGUGUGACCCCAGGUGUGUUAACGGCUCGUGUUGGGCAGCCGGGUCACAUCACUGCCAGAGAUUCACCAGGCUCCAGUGUGCCGAGCAGUGCAGCAGACGGUGUCGCGGCCCGAGACCCAGCGACUGCUGCAACGAGCACUGUGCGUCCGGCUGCUCCGGACCUCAAGCCAGCGACUGCCUGGCCUGCAGGGAUUUGAACGACGACGGCACCUGCAAAGACGCUUGUCCACCGAUGACACUCUACAACCCCAAGACCCACCAGGUGGUCAACAACCCCAACGCCAAGUUCACCUUCGGGGCGACCUGCGUCAAGGCCUGCCCCCAUAACUACGUGGUGGCCGGUGGAUCAUGCGUCCGUACCUGCAGCCCUGGAACAUACGAGGUGGAGGAGAACGGAGUCCAGCGCUGUAAAGACUGCGACGGCCGCUGUUCCAAAGCGUGUGACGGCAUUGGGGUCGGGGUUCUGAGCAAUGCCAUUGCUGUCAACGCCUCCAACAUCGAAUCCUUCAGGAACUGCAACAAGAUCAUCGGUGACGUCUCGCUCCUCGAAACCUCCUUCACCGGAGACCCGCACUAUAAAAUACCACCCAUGGACCCGGCUAAACUGGAUUAUUUGAGGACGGUGAAGGAAAUCACAGGUUUCCUGCUCAUCCAGUUCUGGCCAGAGAAUAUGACUUCUCUGUCAGUGUUUGAGAACCUGGAGAUCAUCAGAGGGAGAACCACCCGCUACGGUUACAGUCUGUUGGUGCUGCGGGCCAAGAACCUCCUCUGGCUGGGCCUGCGCUCCUUGAAGGAGGUGAGUGCCGGCCAAGUGAUAAUAAAGGACAACCCUCAGCUGUGCUACACCCAACCGCAACAGUGGACCCACCUCUUCAGGUCCAGCGACCAGACCCCCACCACACUGCUGAACGCCCGCCCCGAUGUCUGCGAACAACAGAAUCGGACCUGCGACCAGGAGUGUUCGGAAGAGGGCUGCUGGGGUCCAGGACCCACCAUGUGUGUCUCCUGUCGCCUUUUCAACCGUAGGGGGCGCUGUGUGGCGUUCUGCAACCUGCUGCAGGGCGAGCCCAGAGAGGUGGAGGUGGACCGCCGCUGUGAGGAGUGUCACCCCGAGUGUCUCCUGCAGGACGGGACGCCGACCUGCAGAGGACCGGGCGCCGACCAGUGUUCCCAGUGCGCCAACCUGAAGGACGGCGCCCACUGCGUUCGCCGCUGCCCCCAUGGCGUGAAGUACGCGGACCGGACCGGACGGUGCCAGCCGUGCCACCAGAACUGCACCCAGGGGUGUUCCGGAGAAGGACUCCCAGGAUGCAACGGCGCGCCCGUAGCCUCCAGCAUGGCGGUGGCCGUGGUCGGCGGGCUCCUCAUCGCGGUCAUUGUGGCGUUGGUCAUCUUCGUGUUGCUGCGGCGACGGCGAAUCCGGAGGAAGAGGACGACGCGCCGCCUGCUGCAGGAGAGAGAGCUGGUGGAGCCGUUGACGCCGAGUGGAGAAGCGCCCAAUCAGGCGCUGCUGAGGAUCCUCAAGGAGACGGAAUUCAAGAAGAUCCGGGUGCUCGGCUCCGGGGCCUUCGGAACCGUCUUCAAGGGCCGGUGGAACCCUGAGGGAGAGAACGUGAGGAUCCCCGUAGCCAUUAAAGUUCUCCGCGAAGCCACGUCGCCUAAAGCCAACAAAGAAAUCCUGGACGAGGCGUACGUGAUGGCGAGCGUGGACCACCCUCACGUGUGCCGCCUGCUGGGGAUCUGCCUCACGUCCUCGGUGCAGCUGGUGACUCAGCUGAUGCCGUACGGCUGUUUGCUGGACUACGUGCGCCACCACAGGGACCACGUCGGCGCCCAGUGGCUCCUCAAUUGCUGCGUCCAGAUGGCCAAGGGCAUGAACUAUCUGGAGGAGCGUCACCUGGUGCACCGUGACCUGGCGGCUAGGAACGUCCUGGUGAAGACCCCCAACCAUGUGAAGAUCACCGACUUCGGUCUGGCCAAGCUGCUGGCGUCCGACGAGCAGGAGUACCACGCCGACGGAGGGAAGGUUCCCAUUAAGUGGAUGGCACUGGAGUCAAUCCUCCAGUGGACCUACACCCACCAGAGUGACGUCUGGAGCUUCGGCGUGACGGUGUGGGAGCUCAUGACGUUUGGCACCAAGCCGUACGACGGCAUCCCGGCCAGCGAGAUGUCGUCGGUUCUGGAGAGAGGAGACCGGCUGCCUCAGCCCCCCAUCUGCACCAUCGAGGUCUACAUGAUCCUGGUGAAGUGUUGGAUGAUUGACCCGUCCAGUCGUCCCAGGUUCAGAGAGCUGAUAGUGGAGUUCUCAAAGAUGGCCAGAGAUCCAUCCAGAUACCUGGUUGUGGAGGGUGACCUCCCCAGUCCGUCAGACAGCAGGUUUUACUCCCGCCUGCUAAGCUCAGAUGACAUGGAGGACGUGGUAGACGCCGACGAGUACCUGCUACCCUUCAAAGGAACGGGUUGCCAUGACAACGGGUCCUGCCAUGCCGCGAACGGUCAUCCAGUCCGACAGAACAGCAUCGCUCUGCGUUACAUCACCGAUCCGACCCACAACGCCACGGACAAAGAAGACUUCAGCGGCCACGACUACAGGAACCAGAGUCUGAGUGAAACCAGCGGGACCAGCAGGCUGUCCGAAGUGUUCAAUCCCAACUACGAGGACUUGAGCGUGGGCUGGGGCGCCGCCUCGCCCCCCUUGCCGCUGGAGGAGCUGAAGUCUUUGGGACCCGAAUACCUGAACACCGCCCAGAGCUCGCUGCCUGCGGCCGCCGGCGACAGCCUCGACAACCCGGACUACCAGGCAGAUUUCCUGCCUGGUAGUCCGGCCACGCCGCCCGGGAACGCUCUUUUCCUCCCGGCGGCGGAGAACCUGGAGUACCUGGGUUUGGGGGCUGCACUGUACGCCCCCGUCCGCUAGGGGGCAGCAGCCAGGCAGCGGGAACCAAGGGUCCUUCGGGAGAGACGCUGCAGGAUGUAAGGGACAAUGGGGACAAAGUUUCAGAAGAACAAUGAAUCCCUGCCUUGCUUUUCUUUUCACUAUCUGCAUGCGUUUGUUAGUCAACAAAAAGAAAUGAAAUAAGGAAAUUUGAAAAUGUGAAGAAGACUCAACCGGCGAGGAAGAAGGCAUGGGAAUGUUUGCUUCAUGGGGUGGUCUUCAGGCUACAAGGGGCUCAUGCUGGACCCUCGGAUCCUUCAGGAACCAGCAGCCCGGCAGCUAACGUCAUGUUAUAAAGCAUUUAUUACAUGUCCAUACUGUAGAAUAUAUCCCUGUACAGCACAUCUUAAAUGUUACAUCUUCUAAAUAGUCAGAAGCUCUGAAUUCAAUUUUAAUUAAUUAUUGAGAAGAAAGGUCCUGAUGAGCGUUGCUGCACAUCGUCUCCUCACACAGGAAGAACCUUCAGGACCAGAUUUAAUGUAUUGUUUUCAAUUCCACUCAGGGUGGUUUUUGGUGUUCAUCAAAAAUUACCCUAAACACAGGUUGAUGGAAAAAACUUGAAAUGAUGCGUCGGUCGCGACGGCUUCCAGAGAAAAAGGAUCCUGAUUCACGUUGAAAGUCUGUAAAUUGAGUUGUGAAGCCAGUUUGAGAAUUGACUUCAGAUCCAUGUGAACCAGUCUCAUGUAGUCCUGAUCCUCAAUGAACCAGUCUCAUGUAGUCCUGAUCCUCAAUGAACCAGUCUCAGUUUAGUCCUGAUCCUCAAUGAACCAGUCUCAUGUAGUCCUGAUCCUCAAUGAACCAGUCUCAUGUAGUCCUGA